UGGACCGACCGAGUCAACUUGGACCCAUAUUUCUCAAAAGACAAAAAGUCAGUCUCUCUCUCUCUCUCUCUCUCCAAAAAUACAAGUCCCGACUCAGAAGCAAUUCUCCAUUCUAUUCUUUUGCUCUCUCUCUCUCUCAGGGUGUUAAAAGGAAUCUGGUGGGGUUGUUUGAUUGUGAAAAAGAUAAGAUAAGAUAAGAUGUGGGCAGCAUCUUGCCUGGCGUCGUGCUGUGCGGCUUGCGCGUGUGACGCGUGCCGGACUGUGGUGUCUGGGAUUAGCCGCCGCUCUGCUAGAAUUGCAUACUGUGGCCUCUUUGCACUUUCUCUCAUGGUUUCGUGGAUUCUCCGUGAGGUUGCUGCGCCUCUAAUGGAAAAGCUCCCUUGGAUUAAUCAUUUUCAUCAGACACCUAACAGGGAGUGGUUCGAAACAGAUGCUGUUCUGCGUGUUAGCUUGGGAAAUUUUCUCUUUUUCACUAUUCUAGCAGUGAUAAUGGUUGGUGUGAAAAAUCAGAAGGAUCCUCGUGAUAGUGUACACCAUGGUGGAUGGAUGAUGAAAGUCAUUAGUUGGUGUAUUUUGGUAAUCUUGAUGUUUUUCCUUCCGAAUGAGAUUAUCAGCUUCUAUGAAUCAAUAUCAAAGUUUGGCUCUGGAUUGUUUCUUCUUGUCCAAGUUGUGCUUUUGUUAGAUUUUGUUCAUGGAUGGAAUGACAAAUGGGUCGGAUUUGAUGAGCAGUUCUGGUACAUUGCCCUAUUUGUUGUUUCGCUUGUUUGUUAUGUGGGGACGUUUGUCUUCUCGGGAUUCCUCUUCUAUUGGUUCACACCAUCUGGACAAGACUGUGGACUCAACACCUUCUUUAUUGUCAUGACCCUGAUCUUUGCUUUUCUCUUUGCUAUAGUUGCCCUGCACCCUGCUGUGAAUGGAAGCAUUUUGCCAGCUUCAGUUCUUUCUUUGUACUGCGUAUACCUCUGCUACAGUGCACUUGCUAGUGAACCAAGGGAAUAUGAAUGCAACGGUCUUCACAAGCAUUCAAAAGCUGUUUCCACUGGCACUCUUACCCUGGGUCUGAUUACUACAGUUCUUUCAGUUGUCUAUUCUGCUGUCCGUGCUGGAUCAUCUACAACUUUGCUCUCCCCACCAAGUUCACCACGUGCAGGUUCAGGGAAGCCUCUGCUUCCAUUGGACAACAAGGAUGAAGAGAAGGAAGAAAAAGAGAAGUCCAAGCCAGUAUCAUAUUCAUAUUCCUUCUUCCAUCUCAUUUUCUCCCUGGCCAGUAUGUAUUCAGCUAUGCUUCUUACUGGGUGGUCCACUUCAGUUGGUGAGAGUGGGAAAUUGGUCGAUGUCGGUUGGCCUUCUGUUUGGGUCAGGAUUGUGACUGGGUGGGCAACUGCAGCUCUGUUCCUCUGGUCACUGCUUGCUCCUAUUCUGUUCCCAGAGAGGGAGUUCUGAGCACCUCCAAAAGAAGGGCCUGGAUAUUGAUAUAUAAGUAAUACCAUCAUAUCCAUUGCUACAUAAACUUAUUGUAUGUAUGUGUGCUGUUUCUGACUUAAAAGGUAUAUUUCUAUCCACUGUAUAAAAAGAAUGGUUUGUCUUGAAUCCAGACAUGAUCAAGAUACCUGUGUUUCUAAUAUACCAUCUUAAACUGAUUCUCUUUUCAAUAA
Messenger RNA from Quercus robur (English oak), 1655 nucleotides. RefSeq lists its product as uncharacterized. Gene Ontology annotation, cellular component: membrane. The transcript has 7 exons. The record is from RefSeq and is a predicted model, not a curated record. NCBI's taxonomy places the organism in Eukaryota, Viridiplantae, Streptophyta, Magnoliopsida, Fagales, Fagaceae. Bases 199 to 1443 code for a protein of 414 amino acids.